AUGGACUCAAAAAGGGACCACUGCAACAAGACAGUGGAGAUCUACGAGGACGUAUCUUCGCCGCCGGUCACGUCAGAAAACUUCGGGCGGCCUCUUACUUGCACAUAUAGGUUUAGGGCAUUCCGGGGCUCCCCCAAAGACUGGAUACUGAGGAUAAGAUUCAAGAAAUUCAAAGUCGGCACUUUGAUCAAUGGGACUACGUGUCAUAAGGGCUACAUGCAGAUAGUAGACGGAAACGCCAAGACCGACGUGUCCAACAGGAAGGAGCCGGGGCUGUUCUGCGGCGAGAUCGAACAGCCUCAGACCUUCAUCUCGGAGACCAACUUCGUGAAGAUAGUCUUCCACGCCGAUAACUUCACCGACCAGACGUACUUUAGCUUUGACUCAAGAGCUGAACAACAAUUCGAAGUGUAUCUUCGGUACGGUCAACAUCCAGAGCUGUACCCUAACAGAAGAGGCGAGGUCGUGGCAGGGUCGUACUGUGAAAGAGUUUUCCGAGACUGUCGGCUACAAACGUGCUACGUACAGUCAGCUGCGUAUCCAGGAGUUUACCCCAGAAACCUCCACUGCAGAAACAAGACUCGCAGAGCGAGGGCGAUAAGCUCGAGGAACUCGGAGCGCAGCGCAUGCGAGCGGGCGGGCGAAGCGGAGCGCACGUCCGUACCGUGCGAGCGAUGCGAAGCGAAUGUCACUGUUAAAAUAUCUUGA
Molecule: messenger RNA, 708 nt
Organism: Ostrinia furnacalis (Asian corn borer)
Lineage: Eukaryota; Metazoa; Arthropoda; Insecta; Lepidoptera; Crambidae
Exons: 7
Coding region: 1-708 (235 amino acids)
Cellular component (GO): plasma membrane
Source: RefSeq, a predicted model, not a curated record